Delphinapterus leucas (beluga whale) is the source of this 3156-nucleotide messenger RNA. The record is from RefSeq and is a predicted model, not a curated record. NCBI's taxonomy places the organism in Eukaryota, Metazoa, Chordata, Mammalia, Artiodactyla, Monodontidae.
GCCACCGUAGAAGGCUUCGGGCGGCCGCCGGGACGGAAGCCGCGAGGCGCCGCCGACCGCGCCUGCGACAGCGUCAGCCCUGCGCGGAGCGCCGGCCCGAUGGCGGCGGCGGCGAUGGCCGAGCAGGAGAGCGCCCGGAACGGCGCCCGCAACCGCGGCGGCGUCCAGCGCGUGGAGGGCAAGCUGCGGGCCAGCGUCGAGAAGGGCGACUAUUAUGAGGCGCACCAGAUGUACCGGACCCUCUUCUUCAGGUACAUGGCCCAGAGCAAGCAUGCCGAGGCCCGCGAGCUCAUGUGCUCAGGAGCUCUGCUGUUCUUCAGCCACGGCCAGCAAAACAGUGCAGCUGAUUUGUCCAUGCUGGUCCUGGAGUCGCUGGAGAAGGCGGAGGUCGAGGUGGUCGAGGAGCUGCUGGAAAGUCUGGCCAAGCUGUUCAGCCUGAUGGAUCCCAACUCCCCGGAACGAGUGGCAUUUGUGUCUCGAGCCCUGAAGUGGUCCAGUGGGGGGUCCGGGAAGCUGGGCCACCCCCGGCUCCACCAGCUGCUGGCCCGCACCCUGUGGAAAGAACAGAACUACUGUGAGUCCCGGUACCACUUCCUGCACUCCAGCGACGGGGAGGGCUGUGCCAACAUGCUGGUGGAGUACUCCACGGCCCGGGGCUUCCGCAGCGAGGUGGACAUGUUCGUGGCCCAGGCUGUCCUCCAGUUUCUCUGUUUAAAAAACAAAAGCAGCGCGUCAGUGGUGUUCACGACGUACACACGGAAACACCCGUCCAUCGAGAGCGGCCCUCCCUUCGUGCAGCCCCUGCUCAACUUCCUCUGGUUUCUGCUGCUGGCCGUCGAUGGGGGGAAGCUGACGGUGUUCACGGUGCUGUGUGAACAGUACCAGCCAUCCCUCCGGCGGGACCCCAUGUACAACGAGUACCUCGACAGGAUAGGACAGCUCUUCUUCGGUGUGCCACCCAAGCAGACGUCUUCCUACGGAGGCUUGCUAGGUGAGGGGCUCGUGGGGCGGGGGGCUCAUAGUCGGGGCUUGUGGGUGAGGCCCAGAGCGUGGUGUGCCGGCCGGGGGAGCAGGGCAGGCAGGGGCCUGGAGCGGGGCCUGGUGCCAGCAGGAGGGUUGCGGGCUCCUAGCUGUUUCCCUCUGCGUGUUCCCCAAGCAGAGCUCGUACGGCCCCCGAUGAAUAAUUGUCCCCUGGGGUCCCUCUCCGUUGGCCACAGGAUCGAAGCCAGAUUUCUUUUUGUGGUACAUACAAUUCCCCACCUUAACGGUGCUUAAGUACGCAGGACCUUUGUGUGAACUACAUGUGCGCUGCUGUGCAGCGGAUCUCCGGACCUUUCCGUCUUCCCAAACUGAGACUCUGCCCCCAUUACACACUGGCUCCCAGUGCCCACCCCCUACUUUCUGUCUCUGUGAACCUCCAGGGACCUCUCACAUAAGUGGAAUCACACAGUGUCCUCCUUUGCCGGCUUAUGUCACUGUCAGGUUCAACCCUGUUGUAGCAGGUGCCAGGAUUUCCUUCCUUUUUAAGGCUGAUUCAUGUUCCAUCGUGUGGAUAAGACUGCAUCUUCAGUGGACACCUGGGUUCUUCCACCUUUGGCUGCUGUGAAUGUGGGUGUACAAGUUACCUCCUUAAGGUCUUGCUUUCGGUGCUUCUGGGACAGCCAGAAGCAGAAUUGCUGGGUCUGUUUAAUGUUUUGAGGAAGCGCCACACUGGGAUCCCGCAGCAGGGCACCGGGGUCCCGGUUCCUCCUCGUGCUUGCCAGCAGUUGCUGUUCUCUGGCCUUUUUGACAGUUGUCAUCUUAUUAAUGGGUCUGAGGUGGUGUCUCUGUUUUGAUUGUCCUGAUUUGCACUUCCCUAGUGACUAAGCACGUUGCGUAUCUUUCGCGUGCUUAUUGGCCAUUUGUGUGUAUGCCUGUUCGUGUCAUUUGCUUAUUUUUGAAUCAUGUUGGUGGUUUUACAGGUUCUCUACACUGGGUAUUAAUUCCCUUCCAGAUAUAUGAUUUGCAAAUACUUUCUCCCAUUCUGCGGGUUGCCUUCUUUAUUUUUUUUUAAAGACUUUAUUUUUUUAAAGCAGUUACAGAUUGACAGCAAAAUUAAGAGGACGGUACAGAGAUUUCGCAUAAAUACCCCUUCCCCACCACAGGCACGGCCUCCCCAUUAUCAGCAUCCCCCAGCAGAUGGUACAUUUAUUACGGGUGAACCUGCAUUGACAUGUCAUUAUCACCCAAAGUCCAACAUAUUGAUACAUAAAUUAGGGUUCAUUUUUGGUGUUUACCUUCUGUGGGUUUGGACAAAUGUGUGAUGACAUGUAUCCGCCAUUACAGUAUUGUGCAGAGUCGUCGUGGUGCUCUAAAAAAUUCUCUGUUUUCCACCUGUUCAUCCGUCCUUCCCUUGUUGCCUUUUUACUCCCUGGAGUGUCUUUUGAUGCACAAAAUAUUUUACUUUUCAUGAAGUCUCAUUUGUCUAUUUUCCUUUUGUUGCUUCUGCCUUUGGUGUCAUUUCCAAAUCCAGUGUCACAAAGCUUUUGCCCUGUGGUUUCUUCUAAGAGUUUUAUUAUUUUAGGUCUUCCAUUUAGGUCCUUGAUCCAAUUUGAGAUGCUUUUUUUAUGUGGUGUUUUACUUAUAUAAGGGUCCAGCUUCAUUCUUUGGCAUGUGGAUUUCCAGUUUUCCCAGCACCAGUUGUUGAAUAGACUGUCCUUUCCCCAUCAAGUGGGCACAGAACCCUUGUCAAAAAUCAUUUGACCAUAUAUGCGAGGGUUCAUUUCUGGGUUCUGUAUUCCAUUGGUCGAUAUCUGUCUCUGUGCCAGGACCACACUCUUUUGAUGACUACUGCUUUGUAGUAAAUUUUGAAAUGAGAAAGUGUGAGACUUCCAGCUUUGUUCUUUGUCAAGAUUGUUUUGGCUAUUUGAGUUCCCUGAGAUUCCAUAUGAAUUUUAGGAUGGGUUUUUCUAUUUCUGCAAAAAAAUGUUUUGGGGAUUUGAGAUUUCAUUAAAUCUGUAGAUUGCUCUGGGUAGUAUGACAUUUUAACAAUAUGAAGUCUUUUAGUCUAGGAACAUGGGAUGUUUGCGUUUAUUCAGUCUAGGAACACGGGAUGUUCGCGUUUAUUCAGUCUAGGAACACGGGAUGUUCGCGUUUAUUCAGUCUAGGAACACGGGA